Trypanosoma grayi is the source of this 1311-nucleotide messenger RNA. RefSeq lists its product as hypothetical. NCBI's taxonomy places the organism in Eukaryota, Euglenozoa, Kinetoplastea, Trypanosomatida, Trypanosomatidae. Bases 1 to 1311 code for a protein of 436 amino acids. The record is from RefSeq and is a predicted model, not a curated record. The transcript has a single exon.
AUGGAGCAGGCGUCUCGUUUAGCUGCCACCCUCUCCUCGGAGAACAUUGUUGAGGCGCGAGAUGCAAGGACGGAGUUGACACGGCUUAUGGCACCAGAGCGAAUUCUCCACAUGUGGCGCCAGGGCCAACAGGAGGCGGCGGCAGCACUCCUAAACGAGGCGGAAACCGUCGGGAACCACGAUGUGUACGCCGUUUUGGGGGAUGGCUUCAAGUGUCUCUUCGACGCCAGCAAUGGUAAGGCUGAUGCAGAGGACUUCCUUUCCCUGGACACGACGAGCAUUGUUGCCCGUUUUCUGGUGAACGGGGUGUCCCACGAUGAUCUUGUCAGGGCGACUAGUGUGAGGCCGGCUUUGCUGAGCUUGCUAGCUGUUGUGCCGUCUCACUUGGCACCAUUCGUCGGUGAGUUGCUUUCGGCGUCAUUCAAGAAUGAGCGGGUUCUUCGCUUAUUUGAUGAAAAUAAUCCAGAAUCAUCAGAGAAUGAAAUAUUGUGUAAUUUUUUGAAUCGUUACACUGACGUGAUUCCUUUUAUUGCAUCGGCGACAUUAGACGCGUUCGAGCACGACCCACUUCUUGUUGCAAAUUACCUUGCUAUCACCGGCAUUAUCAGUCGUCACAUGGAUCUACCACAACAACUACUCGAAAGGAUCGAAUGGACUCUUACGCAAUGCGAAGAUGAAUUUAUCUUUUGUUUUGUGUGUCGUUCGUGUGCUGUUGCCCUCCGUGGUCAUGAUAGCAAUAAUUUGAGGUUUGCAUCGGUGUGGGGAGAGGCUGCUGCCCGUCGUUUAGGGAAAUGUAGCCACGAUGCUUGUGAUGCCAUAUACAGCGUUCUUGGCGCCGCAAGCACAACGUCUGUCGGAUGGACUACUGCUGGGUCGCUUGUGCGUGAGGAGGAAUUGACGCGCGGAUUGGGCAGCAUUGCUCUUCAAUCCACGGUCCUGAGCUUCAUGAUUGUGCUGGUGCGUUCUCCGCACGUCGCUGACUCAUUUUUUAGUGUACCACUUCUGCGUACAGUAUGGAAGCUGCACAGAAACCCGGACGACGUUGUUCGGGAGAGGUUGUGGGCAUUUGUAGAUGAUGGACUUUCGCGGGAGAGUAUCAUGGUGUCAUUGGCACCGUUGUGUGCCUCAUACUUGUGUUCCCUGCAUCAAGAUGCCAAUUUGACUGUGCGUGGUUUGCAGUUGCAGGUUGCCGGACGCCUUGUGGAUCAUGGUGGUCUUGCGCUGGAGGUGACAGAAAGGCUGCAACAGUUCCGCUCACGUGGCUUGUAUCCUCCCGCCUCGGUUGGUAUAGAGGCGAUGUCGCGCCGUUAG